This is a messenger RNA of Trypanosoma rangeli, 507 nucleotides long. RefSeq lists its product as uncharacterized. Bases 1 to 507 code for a protein of 168 amino acids. The transcript has a single exon. The record is from RefSeq and is a predicted model, not a curated record. NCBI's taxonomy places the organism in Eukaryota, Euglenozoa, Kinetoplastea, Trypanosomatida, Trypanosomatidae.
AUGUCAUUCUACGACAAGUCUAGUUCUGUAGGCUAUGAUGAGCGAGAUAAGGAGGUGAAUGAAGAAUUGGAGGCUAUGCUGGCGCGUACUCCACCUCACAUUCAGAGGCAUCUUCAACAACGUAUUCACGACGGCAUACUACAACGCAUGAAAGAGGAAACAACAAGGAAGUGUUGGGAUUUUUUAAAAAAGUAUGAAACAUGCAUGAAUUCAGUUAAACCUUAUAAGAUAAAGGAUUGUAUUCCUCACCGGGAUGCUUUAAAUGAUUGCGCUCACGAGAUUAAUCGUGAGGAUAACUAUCAGAAGUAUCGUGUCUUAUAUCUGCAUGGUGAACUCCUUAAACUUCAUGAGCACCGUCUAGGUGAGAGGAUGGAGGCAUUUAAGGUCCGUGUUCCUGAUUCAAUUAGAGCUUGGAAGCCAGAUUAUGCUCCAAAGUACGCUGACAUGAUGUCGGACGUGGGUGUAAAGCCUUCUGUGGAGAUAGAGAAGGAUGUAGAAGAUGUUUGA